GUGAGGAACGAUCGCUGGCGAUAAAAGAUGGUCGUGUGAGUGCGCGCGCAACGCUCUGCUCGCGCUGGGCUGUAAAACUGGUUCGUGGAGCCAUUCUGGGUGACGUCAUGAGCCGGGUGUUUGACGGGGUGGCUGCCGCAGAGCCAGGACUAGACAGUAGAAAUAUGACCGACAAUGACCUCGAUCACAGCGCGUGUUAGUGUUUGACUCUCAUUGUUUAGGAUUCGACACUUGUAAACACGCGAUAUUAUCAUCGCUGCUGCUGUUGUAGAUUAAAUCCGCGCGUUUGGUGUAGGUCAUUAGCCACGAGCCUUUUCUUAUCUCGACAGCGCGAUACAUCCAGCGUGUGUCUGUGUAUUUUGAGGCUCGCCUCCUCUAACCUUACCGGAGUCGUGCGCUGUAAUAUGGAUAAGGCCAAAUCAGUGAUGGAUCCGAAAGGAUCGGGUCCUUGCUACACAAACGGCAUGCACAAGCCAAUCCGGCGACGGCUGAGCAACGGGAGCUGCAGCCCGUACAGUCCGACGGACGAUAAUAAUUACCACCAUCUUCACCAUGACCCUCAAACCAACGGGUCCCCGGCGAAAAGGUGUCGGCUGCGGAGGCGAUUGGAAUCAGCGAAGAAAAACAGACCGCCAUUUCCAUGGUUUGGAAUGGACAUCGGUGGUACUCUGGUAAAGCUUGUUUACUUUGAGCCAAAAGACAUCACUGCUGAAGAGGAGCAGGAGGAGGUGGAGAAUCUCAAAAGCAUACGCAGGUACCUCACCUCCAACACAGCCUAUGGCAAGACCGGUGUCCGUGAUGUACACCUGGAGCUACGCAACCUGACAAUCUGCGGCCGGACGGGGAACCUGCACUUCAUCCGCUUCCCCACCGUUGCCAUGCACAGAUUCAUCCAGAUGGGCAGAGAUAAACACUUCUCUAGCCUGCAUACCACACUGUGCGCUACUGGUGGCGGGGCGUACAAGUUUGAGAACGACUUCAGAACGAUGGCAGACCUAGAGCUGCUGAAGUUGGAUGAGCUGGACUGCCUCAUCCAGGGUCUGCUGUACAUAGACUCAGUCGGUUUUAACGGUCACCCUGAGUGCUAUUACUUUGAGAACCCCUCCGACACACAGAACUGCAUCAAGAGACCCUGUUGUCUUGACAACCUUUUUCCCAUGUUGCUGGUCAACAUCGGCUCGGGCGUCAGCAUUCUAGCUGUGAAUGAAAAAGACAGCUAUAAACGUGUCACAGGCACCAGUCUUGGUGGAGGGACGUUUUUGGGGCUGUGCUGCCUGUUGACGGGUUGCGAGACGUUUGAAGAGGCCCUUGAAAUGGCAAGCAAAGGGGACAGCACCAAUGUAGACAAACUGGUGAAGGACAUCUAUGGAGGGGACUACCAGCGCUUCGGUCUACAAGGGUCUGCGGUGGCUUCAAGCUUUGGUCACAUGAUGAGCAAAGAGAAGAGGGACAGUAUUUCUAAAGAGGACUUGGCUCGUGCAACGCUUGUCACAAUAACGAACAACAUUGGGUCCAUCGCACGCAUGUGUGCGGUUAAUGAGAAAAUCGAACGGGUUGUUUUUGUGGGGAACUUUCUACGUAUAAACACGGUGUCGACAAAGCUUCUUGCAUAUGCUAUGGACUUCUGGUCCAAGGGCCAGCUGAAGGCCCUUUUCCUGGAACAUGAGGGAUACUUUGGAGCCGUCGGUGCUUUUCUAGAACUGCUGAAGUCGUCUGAUGACCCAUAAAGGAAAGAAAUCAUCAUCUCUGAUGAUCCAGAAGCUGCUUUAAGACUAAGAAGCUCCAAAAGGAAAACUGGAAUACUGGGAACACUGGGAAUUUUUGAAAGAAGCCAUCAUAGUAAUUUACCUGUAAAUAACCCUUAAAAUAAGAUUCUAAUAUUUUUAUGAAUAACUUAGUCUCAGCCUCAGACUGUCGACACUAAUGGAACCUUAUUGUUCGGUUGUUUUCCGGUUGUUGUUUUCCUUUUAUACUGGUUGUAAAUAUCAUUGUGUAGUGAACAGGGAGAGUUUAUUGAUGGCCAAAACCUGCUGUGUUCAAGUUUUGAUAUUCUUAACCUGCCACCAGGUGAGAGUGUAUUCAACGUUAACUGCUUUCUGUUUCUAAGCCUGGUUAAAUAAUGGACCUUUUAGGGUGUUUUGUGUUAAACUGCUGUUCAGACCCCGAAUGAUGUUUGAAACACUGUUCAAGUUGAUUUUUAAGCCUCAGAUGCAGUUAAAUGUGUGACGAUCUCUAUACAGUCUCUAUACAGCAUAACGCAACCUUUUUUGGUUGCCUGUCCUUUCAUUCGAAUUCUUCACUACCAUUAACAGUUUUCCAUGCGUUUGUGCAUGAAAGUAAUAUUAAACCUGAAUCAGUUCACUCAUCAGAAUAGAUAUAUUUACACUGAUUCACACAAAGCCUUUACUAAGGAUACACAGAAAGCUCAGGGUGUCUCACUUUAAUUUUGAGAGGGAAUUCUGUGGGACCAAGUGGCCAAUUUGACACUUACUUCAGAUAUAAAGCUCCCCUAACAUCCCACAUUUUUGUUCUCUUUGUCCAGCUUUGCCUCUUUUUCCAUCCUGCCUUUUCCCAUUCUUUUUCCUAUCUAAACCAAAGCUACUUCAAUCAUCUUUUCUGAAUGCACACAGUUAUAUGCAUAUACCUCCUCUUUGGUUGCCUUCCUCUUAUCUAGAAUGGUACUAAGAGUACUCUACUCAGCCGUGUGAUGACAAAACAGAAAGAUUAAGUCAGUAUGACAGCAGUUACCCACAACCCCCCAUUCCUCAGUAUUCAUAUAUCAAACAUGUUUAGACAGUUCAAAGACUUAGCCAUUGUGUUUCCAUUGUAGUGCCAAAGUGAGACGGGGAGGAGUCAAACCAGACAGCCUGUCAAUGCAAGCAUUCCUGCUUUGCCAGGCCAUGUACCACGUUACUUCUCCUAAAAGUUGCCUAGCAUUUGAGUAUUUCUAAGAUCAAGUUCAAUGUCAUUAAAAACAAAAACACCACUCCCUUACUAGUUAACUCUGUUCAGUUCUUUUGCUCUCGUUCUUGCCUUUUAUGGGACUGUUCUCUUCUUUUAACCUCUGUGGCUGUUUUUAGGUUGCUUUUAUGUGGUUCUUGUUUUUUUUCAUUAACUUUUUUGUUAAUUAUUUUAACUGAGUUUUUCAGGGUAACUUCAUAGAAGAAACUGAAUUUGAUUUUGGGGACCUCACAUGUCAACUGCAAUAUUUUCUUUUUUUUCUUUUAAUAUUUUAUGUCUUUUUUAAUUUAAUUAUGGCUUUGGUUGGCCUUGUAUAUUUUGCAUUAAAUUAUUUAACAGCAUAUUUUGGGUACAACAUUUGGCUGCAAUUCACAGUCAGUGUGUGAUUUUAUUUUAAUUUUAUUAUUGUUUGUCAUCACUGGAAUUUUUGAAUGAAAAUGAUCUGGUUUUAAACCCCUCUUUCUAGAUUAGGAUGCUUUUUCAUUUGUACACCAAACAGUGUAUCAAUAUGAGAGCUGAAUGCUUUAUGGAUGAUUAACAUUAAUGAAGAUUGUUCAUUUAUGGUACUGACACAUUGUUCUUGCCACACAAUCUUAGAUGCAAGUAUGAGCAUGUUUCAAGUGUUCAAGCCUGUGUUAUUGCACUGCACAAUUCUAUGCUAUACUUACAGCUUUCAUGUAUUGUGAUUUAGACUUCAGUCCACAAAAUACAGCUUCAUGUUUUGCAAACAUUGAUAAGGUUGAAGUAACUUUUGCUGUCACACCAGUAAGAAGCAAAACCAGCUGCCAGUUACAGCAGUCUUGUUUAGUAAAGAAACAAGGCACAGACUUUUGAGUUUAAAAGCUGUAUUAGUCUAAAUCAUAGACCGUUGUACUAAUACUGUUAAUGUAUAUGGUUCUCUCCCUGUGAAAGGUGACCUUUCACUCCUCUUGCUAUGCAGUAAAGUCAAUUGCUCUGAAUGUUGUUUGCUAAAAGCAGCUUGGUUGAGAGAGUUGUGCAGUUUUAUGAAACUAGCUGCUCGUGUCCUGUCUGCCACUUUUUGUUAUUAACCCUGUUAUAAAGAGUGAAAUAAUUAUUGUA
This is a messenger RNA of Labeo rohita (rohu), 4041 nucleotides long. It is a transcript of the gene pank1a, whose product is annotated as pantothenate kinase 1a. Gene Ontology annotation, biological process: coenzyme A biosynthetic process. The record is from RefSeq and is a predicted model, not a curated record. NCBI's taxonomy places the organism in Eukaryota, Metazoa, Chordata, Actinopteri, Cypriniformes, Cyprinidae. Bases 405 to 1727 code for a protein of 440 amino acids. Gene Ontology annotation, molecular function: pantothenate kinase activity; ATP binding. Gene Ontology annotation, cellular component: cytosol; nucleus. The transcript is spliced from 7 exons.